AGUGGAUCAAACUGAAUUGUCUUAUUUAAUCAUUUGCUCCAUUAUUUGGGUUGUACAUCGCUCGGUGUUUUACAGCCACGUAGCCCCGCCGGAGCUCCGAUCUCUCACCACCUUGCCUUUUGUUUUUGUCGAUCGUGUGUGUGUAUGUGUGAUUCGCCCCCCCACCCCUCUCUCCCUUUUCCGCCGUGUUAUGCAGGGGACUUGUGAAUGGCAGCCAAUGGGAGGGUGAGUCCCCUCAGCCUCUCUGACAUCCACAGCGAGAAGUGAUGCAGCGCGGCUGAGACGCGCAGUCGGGGUGGAACAACGGGCAACAAAAGCUGCAGCGAGCGGAUACACUUGGCUCCGACGAGCGCCUCAUCGACCCUGGGAAAUUCUCCUCGCUGGAAUAAACUUCAUUAAUCAGGUGCUGAUUGCCUUCUGAUGUGAGUCCGAGGAGCCUUUCCUGCUUCAGUAGAUUACAGCAUGAGAGCUGAGCCGAUACUCUGACCAAAAACCACCAGACACAGAGCGCUGAGGGGUUGGAGAAGACAGAAAGUUGUGGUGGUGCGGCCAUGGAUAGAAGGAAAGUUUAUGCACUGAUGAUGCUGUGGGCUAUGGCUCACCUCAGCUCUCCGGGAUUGGGGCUCAGGGCCCUUCGAAGGACUACAGGGGGGCGCAGGGGGGCAGAGGGACUGAUGGGACAGGAUGCCAACGGAGUGCCGCUCAGGCGCUCUAAACGAGGGUGGAUGUGGAACCAGUUCUUUCUGUUGGAGGAGUACACUGGGACAGACAUGCAGUAUGUUGGAAAGCUUCACUCAGAUGCAGACCGAGGAGAUGGCAGCGUAAAGUACGUCCUCAACGGGGAAGGAGCGGGGACCCUCUUCAAGAUAGAUGAGAAAUCAGGGGACAUCCACGCCACCAAGAGGCUGGACAGAGAGGAGAAGGCCUACUACAUCCUCCGUGCCAAGGCUGUCAACCGCUUCACCAAUGAGGCACUUGAGGGAGAAUCUGAGUUCAUCAUCAAGAUCCACGACAUCAAUGACAACGAGCCGCGCUUCACAAAGGAUCCAUACAUGGCCUCGGUGCCCGAAAUGUCUGACAUCGGCACCUCAGUCAUUCAGGUGACGGCCACAGACGCUGACGACGCCACGUACGGGAACAGCGCCAAGGUGGUGUACAGCAUUCUGGAGGGCCAGCCGUACUUUUCUGUGGACCCAGAAACCGGCCUGAUCAAGACAGCCCUGCCUGGCAUGGACAGGGAAGUCAAAGAGAACUACCAGGUUGUGAUCCAAGCUAAAGACAUGGCAGGACAGAUGGGAGGACUCUCAGGAACCACAACAGUCAGCAUCAUCCUCUCCGAUGUCAACGACAACCCGCCACGCUUCACCAAGACUCUGUAUGAGUUCAGAGUGCCUGAGUCCAACGAGCUGGGGUCUGCGGUGGGAGUCAUCCGGGCCAUGGAUGCCGACAUCGGCCAGAAUGCACAGAUGGACUACAGGAUCAUCGGGAGCGAUGGCCCAGGGAUGUUUGACAUCACCACCAACAGGAGCACACAGGAAGGCGUCAUUUUACUGAGGAAGCCUCUGGACUUUGAGAAGAAGCGCCAGUACAGUCUGCUCAUUCAGGUGGAAAACGUCUACAUCAACCCUCGCUUCUACUCCAUGGGCCCCUUCAGGGACGAAGCCACCAUCAAGAUUAUCGUGGAGGAUGUGGAUGAGCCACCGGUGUUUCAGCGCGCCAACUACAUCAUGGAGGUCAAAGAGGACGCGGCCACGAAUACGGUCGUGGGCUCGGUCAGCGCGACCGAUCCUGACGACAAACACAGUCUUGUCAGGUACACUAUUGAUCGCCGUACAGACAUGGACAGAGUGUUCAACAUCCAUGCAGGCAACGGGUCGUUGUUCACCCUCAGGGAGCUGGACAGAGAGGAGAACGCCUGGCACAACAUCUCAGUCAUCGCCACAGAGUUCAACAACCCGCGACAGAUCAGCCGUGUGCCCGUAUACAUCCGAGUGCUGGACGUCAACGACAACGCUCCAACAUUUGCCACCAAUUAUGAGACGUUUGUGUGUGAGAACGCAAAGGCUAAUCAGAGGAUACAAACUGUGAGUGCCAUAGAUCCUGAUGAGCCUCUCGGAGGACACCGGUUCAUCUUCAGUCUGGCCCCAGAAGCUGUUGGAAAGGCUAACUUCUCUGUCCGUGAUAACAAAGACAACACGGCCUGGAUCCUAACACGGAGGAACAGCUACAACAGUCUUCAGAAGAGCAUCUACCAUGUGCCCGUUGUCAUUUCUGAUGGAGAGUUUCCUAUGCAAAGCAGCACCAACACAUUGACCAUCAGAGUAUGCACCUGUGAUCGUGAGGGCAACAUGAAGCUCUGCAAUCCUGAGGCGCUCACAGCAAGGGCGGGACUCAGCACCGGAGCCCUAGUGGCCAUUUUACUCUGCGUCAUCAUUCUGCUCAUGAUCGUGGUGCUGUUUGCUGCCCUGAGGAGACAGAGGAAGAAGGAGCCUCUGAUCAUCUCCAAAGAAGAUGUCAGAGACAACGUUGUCAGCUACAAUGAUGAAGGAGGAGGAGAGGAGGACACUCAGGCCUUUGAUAUUGGCACACUGCGAAACCCAGAGGCCAUCGAGGAGAGUAAACAACGGAGGGAUAUAGUCCCAGAGACCUUCUAUCCUCCGGUCCGCCGGCCUGUGCUGCCCCCAACUCGGGACAAUAACGGGGAUGUGAGAGACUUCAUCAACCAGAGGCUCCAGGACAACGACAGCGACCCAACAGCGCCACCCUACGACUCCCUGGCCACCUAUGCCUACGAGGGUAACGGCUCCAUAGCAGACUCCCUCAGCUCGCUGGAGUCGGUGACCACCGAGGGCGAUCAGGACUACAACUAUCUGAGCGAGUGGGGCCCCCGGUUUAAGAAAUUGGCAGACAUGUACGGGGGAGACGACAGCGACAGGGAUUCCUAACGACAGCCUGGCACAGACGAGGAGAGAAAUGUGAAAGAAAACAAACUUUCAGGCAGUUACGGUGGACGUUUGGUGGGUUAGACGUCAAAAAGGACAGAGACGACCACCGCUGGUGCUCCUUCACCGCCUUUGAUCGCCAUUCAGUUGUCCCUCCAGUGACCAGACGUAGGCUUUCUGUGUCCAGUCAGUGUUAGUUGCGUUUUUCGCAGGGAUGCAGUAAAACAAGACUUUGUGUCAAGACUUUUUCUUUGUGUGUGUGUAUCUGGGGUGAACAUGGGGCCCAAAAAUACCUAUACUGAUGAUGUUUUUGUUUGUUUUUCCAAAGCUGCCUGUGAUGGACACACUCGACAAGCAGUUUUGUAAACCAACAGAUAUGCCUACGUAUUUUUCAGUGUUUCUGGGACAAAAACUUGCUGCAUAUUGUGAGUUCUAUCUUAGCUUGUGUAUGUACGGUAAUAUGAUAAAUCGCUGUACAGUUUUUUUUUUUUGUGUUUUUUUUUUUUUAGGGAUUUCUAUCUGAAAUGAUCCCCCUCUUUGGCAAUGGCUGCCUAACGUUAACAACUUAUCCACAGUUUGGUUUGAGCCACAAGAAAAUGGCAAACCUUACUGCAGGUUGGAAAAGAGUGGCACUUAUGUGUUGCGACGCUACACAUGUUCAUAAACGCAGAUGUAAAGCCGUGGAAAAGGACUGCGGGAUUUACGGCAGCCGAAAACGUCCAUAAACACAGCAGUUUGUCAUUUUUACAGUGUUUGAUUUUCAUCUCCUCACAGCCUUGAGUGUUCGCUGUGAGGUGAGCUGAAAUACCAAAUAUUUCCAUUUGGAAGCAAAUGUUGUAGGUCAUUUUUCUGGUGGCUGAACAAUGUGUUUGUUUCUACGCUACUGUGAAAAUUCACCAGUCGAAGGAGGAAAAUACUGGUCUUGCUGGACUUUUUUGCUGACUUGACAAAGCCACAUUUAACUUGGUAGGUACCAUUAAAAUUCAUUAUACAAUUAUAUUUUCAUCCUCUAAACACUUCAUUGAAUCUACUUCAGAUGAUAAAGAAAAUUUCACAUUUGAAGUAGCUUUCCAAAUAGUGAAUUUCCACUGAAAUCUGAACAUGAUCAAUUCCUGCCAUUUGUAAAGCUUAUGAAAUUAUUUAAAGGAGAUGCCUUAAAUAAAAAAAAAAAACAAGAGUCUAGACAAUGACAACUUCUGAUUCUCUCCAUGUUCUUGACUUUGGGGUCAGGCUAUUCGCAUAAGGUAAAAAAAGAGCGUAAAUGUACUGCUUUACCAACAGUACAAUAAAAGGCAAUUAGGCAUGAUGGUUUUUCUUGCUUUUAAGAGAAAAUCUACAUUGUGUCCUGAGAGGGGCUCUGACCUGCACAGUGGAAUGUAUAAUAAAGUAGGAGUGCUGUAGCAGAAAUGUGCCAAAAGCAAAGAAAACCAGUAUUUUCCUUUUAAGAGUCUCCCAUAACUGUAAUUUGUCCCCCUUCUCCCAAUCACGUGUACUGUCCGUUGUACUGAAGCAUGGACCUGAAAGGAACAGGCUUUACCCAACUGAUUUCCUGUGGGACCCCCAGCCUCUUCCAUAAAGAUGCUCAUCAAGGGGCACCUGACCUUUGAGUGGAGCAGAAUUAGGCUUUUAAACCCAGAAGAGCAUCCUCGGCUCAGAGAGAAGGUUAGAACAUGGACGAGGACACGUGAAGGGUUUAGAUUUAGACGUGAUUUUAGAGCGAGCAGAAAAUGCUCCUCAAGCAGCAGUGUUGUUAAAUUACUCUAAGACCUCCAAACUAUGAGGAAAACCAGAGGAGGCUGACCUGAAAAACACAGCAGCAACAACAUGCUCUGCCCUCACUUUAACAAAAGGCCAACCUGUGAAGAGGCUGACAUUUGUCAGACAUUUCAAACCAUAAUAUCGCAACACAAUGGAAUAAUUGCUAGACAUGCUACUUUUUUCCCUCCACGUCGCCGACGGUGCAGGCCAUUAAACCGGCCCACUGAUUACACAUUGGUGGCAUGACACUUUUAUACACAUGUGUUCUCUUCUUGGAACCUUUGUUUUGCUUAUGAGCUUGUUGCAUUGUGCGAGUGGCCAUUUCAGACUGCAGCAUUGCUAUGAUAAGCAUUAAAUGGGUUUAACAAAACCCUUAACUGUAAAGAAAAACGCUUGUCUGCCUCAAGGUGCAAUGCAAGAUCUCAAAUGGAAAUCGACAUGACAGCAUUUCUAGCUUCGGUCUACACAUAUUACCGUCUUUACACAGGGUGUCAAGCAUAUCGCCGUUACAAAGACGUGCUUGUGUUUUUUCCUAUGGAGAGAGUAACUGCCUCCACGCUCGUGGUAACGCACAUCGGUUUUAUUUUCUUGUGUGUGUUGAGGAAACUAGACAGAGGCGCUGAAGUCCCCCCUCAGAUACAGUAGCUCUGUGGUUGUUGUGUAGAUGCUGUCGGCCUCUGAUGGGGCUCGCCUCUACUAAUCUAUAAUAUUUCGGUGGCAAUGUGAUUGAGCAGUUAAGUUUUGUCAAUGUAGAAACAAUCUGAGGGUUUGUGGUAGUGUAAGGGGCCCAAAAUCAUUGGCCGUCCAUCAAUCUGCUUUGUAAUCCGUGAUAUUUUGUACUGAAUAUUUAUAUGACACGAUUAAAUAUGUUAAAAAUC
This is a messenger RNA of Melanotaenia boesemani (Boeseman's rainbowfish), 5578 nucleotides long. It is a transcript of the gene cdh6, whose product is annotated as cadherin 6. The record is from RefSeq and is a predicted model, not a curated record. NCBI's taxonomy places the organism in Eukaryota, Metazoa, Chordata, Actinopteri, Atheriniformes, Melanotaeniidae. Gene Ontology annotation, biological process: cell-cell junction assembly; cell morphogenesis; homophilic cell-cell adhesion. Gene Ontology annotation, cellular component: catenin complex; adherens junction; plasma membrane. Gene Ontology annotation, molecular function: calcium ion binding; cadherin binding. The transcript has 12 exons. Bases 552 to 2945 code for a protein of 797 amino acids.